UUUACUUACAUUCUUUUUUGUGUGGGUGUGUCUGGUGCAGAUCCUCUCGCAUAUCCUCCAAUCCUCUCUCUCUCUCGCAGUCACGCACGAACGCCCACGAAGCACAAACUCAUGUUCACUGGCAUGGCAAGAUCAACUCUUGCUCAUUCCCUCUUCACAUUCCUCCUCCUCCUCUCCCUCUCGUUCAUUCCUUCCCAUGCCUUGUCUCCCGCGGGCACCUUCCUCUUCGGCGGAUGCACCCAGCAACGUUACGUGCCUGGCUCGGCUUAUGAGUCGAACCUCGACUCACUCCUCACCUCGCUUCUCAACUCGGCCACCUUCUCCUCCUACAACAACUUCACCGUCGAGGGUCCAAGCCAGCAGGAUGUCAUCUACGGCCUCUACCAAUGUCGCGGCGACCUGUCGAUGCCGGACUGCGCCGCGUGCGUCACGCGCGCAGUGACCAGAGCCGGCGAGCUGUGCUCGAAAACAUGCGGCGGGGCCGUGCAGCUCGAGGGUUGCUAUGUGAAGUAUGACAAUGAUUCGUUCCUCGGAGUGGAGGACAAGACUGUGGUUAUGAAGAAAUGCGGUCCCUCGGACGGGUAUGAGGCUGGGCCCAUGGGCCAGAGAGAUGCGGUCCUAGCGAACCUGGCAAGCGAGGGCGGGCUGUACAGGGCUGGCGGGUCGGGGGAGGUGCAGGGUUUGGCCCAGUGUGUCGGGGAUUUGAGCGCGGGGGAGUGUCAAGACUGCUUGUCGGAGGCGAUUGGGCGGCUGAAGAGCGAAUGCAGCACGGCGAGCUACGGAGACAUGUUUUUGGGCAAAUGUUAUGCGAGGUAUUCGACCGGUGGAGCUGGACAACAUGUGUAUCCUCAAGCCCAUGAGGGUAAAAGCCCUGAUGAGGGAACAAAGACAUUUGCCAUCAUUGUUGGGUUAUUAGCUGGAGUGGCUCUCCUCAUCAUUUUCAUCGCCUUCGCCAAAAAAGUUGUUGAAGGAAAUGGUAAGUGACUUUGCAUCUCCUCCAAUCAAAAUCCCAAAGAACGCUUUGAAUUGCUCUUGCUUUUGAGUGGCCCCUCCCUUUUGCUUCUUUAUUUCCUCUUUUUUUCUCCUUAUGAUGACUGCUGUUCCCCUGACAUUGCCUUUUGAGUACUGGCUUUACAUGCAAAUCAUCCCAAAAAGCAAAAGAUGCGGAAGCCUAUGAAGGGCUUGGUGACCUUGGGAAAGAUGGGAAAUAAUGAUGAAUGUUUUAUGUCGCUAUACAUUUUAGUGAAAGGGGCAAAAAAAAAAAAGGUGGUGGCUUUGCUCUCCACUUCACAUAAAGUUGCAGUGUCUCAUCUGGUAGUGGAGGAGGAACUGUCCCUUUUAUGCAUGGUGUUCUGUUUACUUUUGAAUUAGAGCCAUCCCUCAUCAGCUGUUGCUUAUUUGUUGUGCAUAUAAAUUUAUGAGUUCUAUUGUAUGUGUAAGUAAUGCAAUUGCAUUUUUCUUUUUA
Eucalyptus grandis is the source of this 1465-nucleotide messenger RNA. RefSeq names its product plasmodesmata-located protein 7. Lineage: Eukaryota; Viridiplantae; Streptophyta; Magnoliopsida; Myrtales; Myrtaceae. The record is from RefSeq and is a predicted model, not a curated record. The coding region runs from base 112 to 984 and encodes 290 amino acids. The transcript has 3 exons. Gene Ontology annotation, cellular component: plasmodesma.